AUGGCGUUGUACAAAGACGUAACAAAACUGUCUGGGAAGAACAACUGGGAGACUUGGAAGUUCGAAACAAGCAUAGUAUUAAAAGGCUUAGGAUUGUUCGAUAUUGUAUCUGGAAAAUCACUAGAACCAAAAGAAGAUAACUCACGAUAUCUGCAAAGACAUAAUCAACCGGCUAUUGACAUCACAUCACCAAUAGCAAAGAAUGGAAAUGAACAAGAAAUUCAUGAGGAGUUACAAGAAAGUUAUGAAAAUGUCAAAGAGACUCCUGAUGAGUACCAUGAUGCCGAACUGGCAGUAAUACCGAGAAGAUCACAAAGGGUUAAAAGAAACCCCAGAGGUUUGAAUUUGAAGAAUCAUGUUUAA
Arctia plantaginis is the source of this 363-nucleotide messenger RNA. Lineage: Eukaryota; Metazoa; Arthropoda; Insecta; Lepidoptera; Erebidae. The record is from the annotation of a GenBank genome assembly.